Messenger RNA from Cyprinus carpio (common carp), 1090 nucleotides. RefSeq names its product putative E3 ubiquitin-protein ligase ariadne-2. Gene Ontology annotation, biological process: protein polyubiquitination; autophagy of mitochondrion; regulation of cellular response to oxidative stress. Gene Ontology annotation, cellular component: endoplasmic reticulum; cytosol; Golgi apparatus. NCBI's taxonomy places the organism in Eukaryota, Metazoa, Chordata, Actinopteri, Cypriniformes, Cyprinidae. The record is from RefSeq and is a predicted model, not a curated record. Gene Ontology annotation, molecular function: ubiquitin conjugating enzyme binding; zinc ion binding; ubiquitin protein ligase activity.
CGUACUGACGCUUGCGCGGUGUUCAGCAACAUGUUUAAUGCUGACAAAGUAGUUUCGAUUCAAUAUAGCUAUGUCAAAUAAAAUUUGAACACUUCAAUCUUACAUGUAGCAUUUAGUUUCGUUCCUGUUUGGUGACACGUGACCUUUAACACGUAACUGAGUGAGGAAAAACCGAGCACUGGGAGUGGACUUUAACAACACUGAAGUUUAAGAACAGACGCUGUUAGACAUGUCUGAAACCAUGAAGAAAUUCACUCCACGCGACAAAGGUAUUAAACUGGUGUCAAAACCAAACGAUUUCGAUGUAUUUGAUGAUGAUCCAGAUGUUUUAAGGGCAGUGUUAUCCUGUGGUCACAUCACAGAUCCAAAUUCACUGACAGAUUGUUGUAAAACGCAGCUGGACUAUGGACAGACUGAAUUCAAAUGCCCAGUGUGUGAGGAAACAUGGCCAUAUGAUGAAGUGAGAAAACUGGCAAAACUUACACUUGAAGAGCAGCUGAGUUUUGAGGAAAAGCUCGGGACCAACACUGUUAAGAAUUUAUUUGACUUCAGGGUUUGUCCUGGUUGUAGCACCUUUGUUGAAAGGUUGGAUGUUUCCAAUCUCUGCGUGGAGUGCCCAGUUUGCACAGAAAAGACUGGAAAUUCAUAUGAAUUUUGCUGGAAUUGUUUAAGAGAGUGGAAAGGGUCUCAAAAUCGUGCUGAGCGAUGUGGUAAUGUGGGAUGUACCAUUGACAAGAAACUGCUGAAAGACUGUCCAAUGAUCUCCUUAACAUACUUUGAAAAUAAGGUGCAGUGUCCAAAUAUCCGUGCAUGCACAUCUUGUGGUGUGCUGAUUGAACACACUAAUGAUGGAUGUAAUAACAUGGAAUGCCCUGAAUGUGACUUUGAGUUUUGCUUUAUUUGUUUAAAUCCUGGCCAUGACUAUGAUGAAGAUCAGCCAUGCAAACUGGCUCCAAGGCAAAUAGAGUCUGAAUCACAGCAGUAACUGCACUGGGAGAACGGCUUUCAUUUUAAAUCAUUUUUAUUUAUUCUAAAAUUCUGUGGUAUGUUUAUGUAUUUGCAAAUAAAUUGAAAUAGAUUACAUAUAUUA